This is a messenger RNA of Mercenaria mercenaria, 834 nucleotides long. RefSeq lists its product as uncharacterized. Lineage: Eukaryota; Metazoa; Mollusca; Bivalvia; Venerida; Veneridae. The coding region runs from base 99 to 572 and encodes 157 amino acids. The transcript has 6 exons. The record is from RefSeq and is a predicted model, not a curated record.
AGAAUUGAGUGAGUGCUUUCAAAGUAGAGACUUAAGAAUUCGCUUCGAAUUUUUCGUUUUACUUUGAUUUGGAUAUAGGGCAUCAGACUUAAUAAAAGAUGAUACAGCUAUGGUAUGUUGGACUUCUGAUCACGGCCGGUGCUUUCACUUACGUUUCAGCAUGCACGUGCGGCAAAGUCCCGACUCUGCAGGAGUUUUUCUGCAAUUCGCAAUUUUCAAGUGUGUUUACGAUCGAAAACACUGGGACUGUAGUGCGAACAGGUACAGGUUCGGGAAGAGUGUAUGAAGUGAAACGGUUGCGCCAAUACAGAACUAUUGAACUGGAUGAUAAGCCUGAUGUGACUAAAUUGUAUACAUAUGAUGGUGGCUCCUUUUGUGGAGUUACGUUUGUCCCAGAGGCAUACUACCUUGUCACAGGGUAUUACAGAACAUUUCAUGGCCAGGUACAAAUGUGGACGAGCACGUGUUUCUUCCAGGCGUACUAUGGAGAGAAUCCGUUGGAAACAUUUGUCGCUCCUCAAUGCAACACAACAAGACCAGAUAUCAAGACGGAUCAAGAACCUAUAGCUUAAGUGGAAAUUGUCUUCUGCUUUGAACGACAGCGAAAAUUGGAACUUCGAAAAUCUGGGCAUAAUUGAUAUUCCUAAUUGGUCGUUUAAAAACAGAAUAGAACUUUAUUGAAGGAUCUCAGAUUACCAAAUAUCAUUUUGCAAUAACAUAUGCACAAAACAUUUAGAUCUAUACCACAAAUCAUACAUACGAGGUUUGGUGGAACAUUCAUUAUCUGUUUGUUGAACGUUUCUUUUUUGUGACUAAUAAAAAUUAACAAAAGUU